CUGAGAAAGACAGAAGCGGAAUGCUACAGCCUCCUCGGUGCUGGUGCUGCUGCUGCUGCUGAAGGGACUCGCUCCCUCCCUCCUUGAGUCCUUCCCUCCCUUUCUCCUCCUGCUCCUCCGCUCCGCUCCGUCCGCCGUCCAGCGCGUGCAGCCUCGGCUCUCCAUUCAUCUGCCCGCCACAUCCUCCACACUCCACGUCGCCGGGAUCUGUUCAUUGGAACCGGUUUGCAUGCAGCUCAAGCCAUCUGUAGGCCACGACACUCCCUGGUCCUCAGAUUUUCAUCCUUUUCAGUCAUACCUGGCUGCACAGGAGAAGCAAGAGCUACCAGGCAGAGUAAGAAGUACUUUGGCAUCCGGGGCCUGAGGAGUCCAAGUCUGUGAUACAGACCCUCCUGUUGGACUGCGGUUCUUCGGGGGCUUCGUAACCAUGGCUACCAAUCGGGAACGGCAGGUGGGCCACAUGACCAGCUUCCCACCAGCUGUCUACCCGUUUGCCUUCAACUCCAUGCGAAGCCAUUCACCCUUUGACCUGCUCGCCAACAGCAACCUCUUUGGGAGGUUCGGGGCAGACCUUCCCAAAGAGAUGGCAGCACUUUCGGUGGAGACUCAGAGCACCAGCUCAGAGGAGAUGGUGCCCAGUUCUCCCUCUCCGCCCCCGCCGCCGCGUGUCUACAAGCCCUGUUUUGUCUGCCAGGACAAAUCCUCGGGCUACCACUACGGGGUCAGCUCCUGCGAGGGCUGCAAGGGCUUCUUCCGGCGCAGUAUCCAGAAGAACAUGGUAUACACCUGUCACCGGGACAAGAACUGCCAGAUCAACAAGGUCACCCGCAACCGCUGCCAGUACUGCCGACUGCAGAAGUGCUUUGAGGUCGGAAUGUCCAAGGAAGCGGUGCGCAAUGAUCGAAACAAGAAGAAGAAGGAUGUGAAGGAGGAGGUGGUGCUCCCCGAGAGCUACGAGCUGAGCGGGGAGCUGGAGGAGCUGGUCAACAAAGUGAGCAGGGCCCACCAGGAGACCUUCCCCUCACUAUGCCAGCUUGGCAAAUAUACCACGAAUUCCAGCUCUGACCAUCGUGUUCAGCUAGACCUGGGCCUGUGGGACAAGUUUAGUGAGCUCUCCACGAAGUGCAUCAUUAAGAUCGUGGAGUUCGCCAAGCGGCUUCCGGGAUUCACCACACUCACCAUCGCUGACCAGAUCACCCUGCUCAAGUCAGCCUGUUUGGACAUUCUGAUGCUCAGGAUCUGCACCCGCUACACUCCCGAGCAGGACACCAUGACCUUCUCUGAUGGGCUCACCCUGAACCGUACUCAGAUGCACAACGCGGGUUUCGGACCGCUCACUGACCUGGUGUUCGCGUUCGCCGGCCAGCUGCUGCCCUUGGAGAUGGACGACACGGAAACGGGUCUCCUCAGUGCCAUCUGCCUCAUCUGUGGAGACCGCAUGGAUCUGGAGGAGCCCCAGCGCGUGGAUAAGCUGCAGGAACCGUUGCUGGAGGCACUUAAGAUCUACGCCCGUCGCCGGCGCCCCAACAAGCCGCAUAUGUUCCCACGCAUGCUGAUGAAGAUCACCGACCUCCGAGGCAUCAGCACCAAGGGGGCGGAGAGAGCCAUCACGCUGAAGAUGGAGAUCCCAGGUCCCAUGCCGCCUCUGAUCCGUGAGAUGCUGGAGAAUCCUGAGGCUUUUGAGGAGCAGCCAGAGCCUGGCAGGAGCCCCGCAUCGUCCGUUCCGUGCGGCGUCACCGUCAAGCAGGAGCGGGAGGACGAAGAUGACGGCGGGGCAGCCGAGAACGGCAGCGAACCCUCCCCGGAGGAGGAGGAUGACUAUGACGACGACGAUGAUGUCGGAGAUGAGGACAAGGAGAGGGGGGUCGACAGCGAUGGAGAGGCCUGGGCUGUGCCAGAGACCAAUGCGGAAUUGCCCAGAAGUGGGCAUGGGGGACGGGCACAGUGAAGAAGGCAACCCCCGCCCCCUCCCCAAACCCCUCGUCCUUCUGCACUGCCCAUCUCACGACAGAGCCAUCCUCCUGCGCCCAUCCACCCACUGCACAGCUAUUUCCCCAGACUACAGGGUGGAGGUGGACCAGGACAGACAGGUCCUACACCGCGGGAGGAAACGCAUACAAUCCCUAUUCAUGGACUUGACGAGAACUGAAAGCAUUGAAAAGGCAUGAGGAAAAAAUAACUCUUCAGACAGGAACAGUUCUAAAAAAUAUUGUACUUUAGAGGAAUGCCAAAACAAAGGAACACCAGCGCUGUGCACUGGACUCAUGCUGAAGGAGUGGCAUGAGGUCACAAGAGCCGCUUCUCGGUGCAGUUCUUCGAGGAGCCACCAGAGGCCGCUAAAGACUAGUCUAAAAACACACUUUAAAGUACAGUACAGCCGAACUAAACAUGACAUGGUAAUCAUUUGUUGUUCAUGGUUUUAACAUUUGUUCAAUUUACUUUAUUCUUUUCUUUGUUGAUAUAUGCAUUCGCUUAUAUAUAUCUAUAUAUCUUUAUUUUUGUCUUUAAUUGUCAUUUAAGGUUUUAUGUAUUCUUGCUAUAGCCAUGUAUCUGUACAACCAGAUUUUCAUCACUAAGUGAAAGAACUGACAAUACACAACUGGUAAACCUCAGCUGAAUCUCAUAUCCAGCCCCUUCGCACUUUGGCUUCAUGCAGACAAAAACGGUGAUAAUCAAAUCUGUCACUCAGUUUGGAUGUCAUGCAGAGGGAUGGUUGUAAAUAGGGUGCUGGUGUGACGCUCAUCGAUUACACGGCUAUGAAUUGCGGUUCCGGUUAGGCGAUGUUUUUUCCUUCCUUUGUUUUCGUGCCAAAAUGAACUCUUUGUGUUAUAACGUAGAGGGGCAGCACCAACCCCUACUACUGUCAGGGAUCCCAGUAAUUUGCAUCUGCUCCCACUCCCUCAGCUAUCCUUCAUCAGCAAUCUUAGAAAUGCAAACCUGUCCUUCAUGCAUCCCUCCGAUUCAUAGGUGUCCAGUAGUUACUGCUUCCUGUGUCGAGUAUGUUGAGACUCUCGUGUACAUUUAGCCAUAUGCGAAGCACUUCCGGGGCCCCGUUGGGAGGUACCGGACAGCACACACCUGGAGGACGAUGGUAUUUGGCCCCAGGGUCUGAGAUGGUGAUUCUGGUGCCUGUGCCCCUCAUCAGGGCAACCAGUUCCUACGGAUUUUUAAAGCACUCUCACGUACACACAGAGUGUCCUUAAUGCAAGUCAACAGUCUCGAUCCAACAAGAUGCCUACUGCUGGAGCAGGAUGACUCAGGGCUACUCAGUGAGGACCAAACCCAAGCUGCCCUAACACACCCACAUGUCUCAGCGUAGUAAUUGAUGGAGAAAAUGCAAUGUGAGCACUUAGUCCCCCGCAAGGCCUUCAUUUUUUCAUCCACCCUCAUCUCGAGACACUUUUAUUUAGCGGGAUCAAUGCGGGAUGCUGGGGGAUCUAGGAGAAGCUCAUUAGACUUCAGCUUCACCGAGUUCAGUUUUCUAGGGCACAUUUGUGAGUAGUAGUCAAGUCUUGUGUCUGACCACUUGGAAGAGCGGCAACUUAGUGCAUAGGACACUUUGACGUGGGCAGCACAGUGAGAAUGUGGGGAUUGGGCACGUUUCCCCUUGGCCACGCCUGAAACGGGUAUCCUUAUUUCUCUUUUCUUUUCGGGCUAACAGGAAAGGUGGACUCGCUAAUCUAGACAAAUAAAUCCUAAGCGUUUGAGUUCGUUUCGUUUCCUCCAUUGUUCAUUUCUGCUUUAACUCGUGACUUUUCCGGUUUUUGUGGUGAUUUUUAACCUCCGGGGGGUUGUUCCAGAAACUUAAUUCAAUAAAAUGCAAUAAAAUAGCUCUGCUUAAAGUUCAGUUACAUAAACAGGCCUGGAGCUUCGCCUGCUCCCACCGCAGCUCUUUUUCCUACUUUGGCUUUGCGUUCAAGUCCAGGGCUGUGGAAUAUCUAUCUUAUCUAGUCAAUUUUUCCGUCGGUCCCCACAUGUUGCGCAUUGGGUUCAUUCUUGCGGGCGCGUGUACCGCGGUAAGUCCGAAAGUGUCCGCGAUAAUAAGUGUGUAAAUAGACAUCAUUGCGGACACUUUUUCACUUGCCCUCACGAAGCCUUUUCUUAACCUCUCUAACUAUUACGUAAUCAUUUUGAAACAUACCUAGAUUGCAUUAAAGUAAGUUACCCGGUGCCGGUGUAAUAAAGGCACCUUCUACGUAUUCUUGGAUGUGGAGUUAUAAGCCUCACAUCGGCGCCUCUCAGAUGUGGCCCUGGGGAUCCACUGUGUAGCUUUUUAAUCCCGGAUUUCUCUGUUUGUAUAAAUCAGUGUUACAUUUUUAGGUGGAGCAAUUAGUAGGAAAUAUCCUAAUGCAUUCUGUGUUUUGCGUGAGGAAUAGGGGGUUUGUUUAAGCUAAGACUACUGUUCGGUUCAACUCAGAAGGCGUACCAUCGAGUCCAGUACGAACGCUGUCAGAUAAGCAACAGGAUGGGAGAAUGGGCAGAAGUACGGACACACUGGACCCAUGUCUGACCAGCGUACGGGGCAGAGACUUUGUGGUCUUACGUGACGGUAGAAGCAGGUCCUUCGUACAAUGUGGCACCACUGGCCUGCCUUUAAAGCACAUUUCAUCUUGAGCACAUUUGGACUGAUCUUGGAACCCCAGUGUCGCGGAAGUACUAACUGCGGCCGCACGUUAUCUGCUUUUGCACGGUCCGGACAAUCUCCGUGUCACGUGGUUGUCAGUAUUACGUUCUCAGGCUGCAGCCAACAGUGUUGGGGAAGCAGAGCAAAGCAGGACAGGGCAUCUCCAGGUAACUGUAGAGACACAAUCUUCUCUUGUGCUUGAAAAUCCAGCGGCAGCGAUCGGCCCCUCCCCGUUUCAGGGACGAAUACCUUGGCGGUCUGCGGUCAGGGGGCCUUAGGAACACAUGGCAAGUGACUUGCAGCACAGCCUUUCAGUUCCAGAACUCAGAACUCUUUGUAUGAGCGCUCUCACUGCAACAGCCUUCAAAACAAACUGAAUCCACGGGAAUUGUGCAGCGACAGUACUGUGUUGUAUAAAUAUGAGACGGGACCAGUGUUGGCGUAGAAGGAGGUUGGAGGGACAAUAUUACUCAAAUGCAAUAAUAUUUCGCUAAUGAAAAAAAGGCCACUUUUUCUUCAGGUUAAGCCAUUCAUGCAUGUAGCAUCACGGAGCACAGCUCAGGAGUCGAAGACUUUCAUUAUGCAAACGUUUGUUUGUGUGACUGACAGAGGUGGCAUGCCUAAGCAGGCUUGUAGGUGCAAAUCGUGGUGAUUUACCGGUUUCUGUCCAAGCGUGCGAUGCGGCAGUCGGGAUCCGUUCAGGAAUCGUCUCUCGGGCCUUGCGGCGUUAAUCGGCGGUGGCUGUGAGCUCGACACGUGCUGCGCAACCGCAGCGCGGAGGUGCCGUUCUCCACAGACGGACCUUGGGACCCUCUGGACCUUUGGUUCUUUUGUAUUCCUGUAUGGCUAUUAUGGAAAAGGCUUUAGGGACUUCCUGGGUUUUUUUUUUUUUUUUUUUUUAAUAAAGGGUUAGUAUUACAUUUUAAGAAUGUACCAGGCUUUUAUUUUUAGAUCUUUAUAUCCAUGAUGUUGUUAUUGAAACUAUUAAGAUUGUUGAGAUCAUGUCAGUUUUUUCCAUGUGAUCGGAGGCGUUUGACCUACAAAGGGAUCUCCACCCCUUGAGAGGACUUUUUUUUAAAACGCUUUGUGUUUUCACACUUUGUCUGUCUCACUGUGAAACACAUGGAAUCUGUGCAGAACUUCUCUGGCCCUAAAUCGACUCGCAGCCCCACUGUACCUCUGAAUAAAGUGCCUUUUCAGAUGACUGGUGGCAGCAGCAUCCCAGGUGAUGUGCGUUUGGUGGUCUCACCACACUCACAUUUUUACAGCACAGCCAGGCCAGCAGCCCCCGCUUUCACCGACGAUACAAAACUAGGCAGUGGGCAAAUCAGGAUGGGAGCAUUUUUAUUUGUGAAAAUGUGAAACUCUUUAAAAUGCUGCCAAAUUAUUAUUUUUUUUACCAGCUCCCACCUUUUCCUACUUUUACAUGCUGUCAAUUGUUUAACCACAAAAAUUCAUAUAUUUUCAUCUUGAGGCUUUUGCUUUCUGAUCAGAUUUCACAAAU
Scleropages formosus (Asian bonytongue) is the source of this 6128-nucleotide messenger RNA. RefSeq names its product retinoic acid receptor gamma a (gene rarga). NCBI's taxonomy places the organism in Eukaryota, Metazoa, Chordata, Actinopteri, Osteoglossiformes, Osteoglossidae. The coding region runs from base 428 to 1948 and encodes 506 amino acids. Gene Ontology annotation, molecular function: zinc ion binding; nuclear receptor activity; RNA polymerase II cis-regulatory region sequence-specific DNA binding. The transcript is spliced from 9 exons. The record is from RefSeq and is a predicted model, not a curated record. Gene Ontology annotation, biological process: cellular response to corticotropin-releasing hormone stimulus; regulation of transcription by RNA polymerase II; retinoic acid receptor signaling pathway. Gene Ontology annotation, cellular component: nucleus; transcription regulator complex.